AUGUGUUCUAUUUUCUAUAUUAACAGACUCUUCCCAAUCAACAAGAUUGCAAUAGGUUCAACAAACCCACUUGCUUUUCUUCGCGGAAACCAACUGCUCCUCACACCCAUCGCAUCCAAAGGCUCCAUAAAUUUGCAACGUUUCACCGUUUCUAGUCUCGCUUAUUCAUCUGGGUUGCAUCUAGAAACUGCUUCCAAGCCAAGCACAUCUCAGAACUCAUCCGAUAAAGAUUCAUACACGGUGUCUUACCUUAUAAAUUCAUGCGGAUUGUCACCAGAAACAGCUAUUUCUGCUUCUAAGAACGUACACUUUGAAACCCCAGAAAGACCAAAUUCAGUUCUCACGCUACUUAGAAACCAUGGAUUCAGCAAGACCCAGAUAGCCAAUCUUGUUCGGAAACGCCCAGUUCUUCUUUCAUCGAGUCCUGAGAGUACCCUUUUGCCCAAACUAGAGUUUUUUCAAUCUAUAGGGGCUUCCAGAACUGACCUUGCAAGAACAAUUUCGAAAGACCCAACCGUCUUGACAAGAAGCUUAGAAAACCAGAUAAUACCUUCCUAUAAUUUCCUCAAGAGUGUACUCCGAUCCAAUGAGAAGGUUGUUGCUGCUAUGAGGCGCACAUCAUGGAUUUUUCUAGACGAUCUUGCUAAAAAUUUAGGUCCAAAUAUUGCGCUUUUGAGGGAAAUUGGAGUACCUGAGUCAUGUAUCAUAUUAUUACUUGCUCAUUAUCCUGAGGCUUUAAUACCAAAACUGGAUCAGUUUUUAGAAACUGUCACUGAGGUGAAGAAAAUGGGAUUUGAUCCUUCGAAGUCAUUGUUUGUAUUGGCGGUGCAUGCCAUUUCAGGGAAGGGUGGUAAAUCGAGAUGGAAUCGAUGCUACGAGGCUUAUGGGAAGUGGGGUUGGUCAAAGGAUGAUAUAUUGUUGGCAUUUAGAAAGCAUCCCACUUGUAUGAUUUUGUCAGGGAAGAAAAUCUCUGGAGCUAUGGACUUUCUGGUGAACAAGAUGGGAUGGCAGUCCGUGGCAAUUUCAAGAUACCCAUGGGUUCUUUUUUUCAGUUUGGAGAAGAGGAUUAUCCCUAGGUGCACUGUUAUCCGUGUCUUGUCAUUGAAGCGCUUGUUAAAGAAAGAUGUGAGCUUGACUAGUGUGUUGGUGUCUGUGGAGAAGGACUUCUUGAAGAAAUUUGUGAUCAAAUAUAAGAAGGAAGUACCCCAAUUGUUGGGUGUCUAUCAAGGGAAGGUGGGCUUUUUGGAAGUAUAA
Messenger RNA from Ilex paraguariensis (yerba mate), 1254 nucleotides. The record is from the annotation of a GenBank genome assembly. NCBI's taxonomy places the organism in Eukaryota, Viridiplantae, Streptophyta, Magnoliopsida, Aquifoliales, Aquifoliaceae.